Molecule: messenger RNA, 1706 nt
Organism: Panthera uncia (snow leopard)
Lineage: Eukaryota; Metazoa; Chordata; Mammalia; Carnivora; Felidae
Gene: FBXL8
Product: F-box and leucine rich repeat protein 8
Exons: 3
Coding region: 577-1701 (374 amino acids)
Biological process (GO): positive regulation of protein ubiquitination; SCF-dependent proteasomal ubiquitin-dependent protein catabolic process
Cellular component (GO): SCF ubiquitin ligase complex
Molecular function (GO): protein binding
Source: RefSeq, a predicted model, not a curated record
GCACAAUCAGCUGCGGUUCACUGCGGUGGAUCUUGAGCAUCUGCAGCACCUCCGGACUCCCAACACUCUCUGCGGAGGCGGACAGUCAGGCGACAGGCGGUCCCCAUGCGGGGCCGUUCUCCAAGCGACCGUAGUGGGGUGAAGCCCGCGCAGACUCCCUCCCUGUUCCUAGCUCCCAGCUGGGAAACAAAACUGGCAUGCACACAGCAACAACCCAAAAUGAAAGCCAGAACCUAUCACAGGGAGCACCGUAAGACGGAAUGGGUGCCACCCCAGCCCCAUCGUUGAAGCCUCAAAUGAGGGUGGGCAAAAGGGACAUAGGGAGAGGCUUUGCAGCACAGAGAGGGGCGUAUGCCCAGGGCAGCCAAGCCUUCUGGGUGGGCACCCGUCAGGACAGUGGAGGGAGAGGUCUCAGGUCUUCAGGCUCCACCAACUGUGGCUCCCACUGCCCGGGAAGGAAGCGGAUCCCCCAAACGGCUUCAGCUUCCUGUGGCCUCUGCCCCGAGAAGGGAAAGGGGGGCUCCCCCGAAAGGCAAGAACCGCUGUUAGCACGGAGCUCCCACCCCGCCCACGGUCAUGACAGAGCCUGGAGAGCAACUGCCAGAGGAGGUGCUGGCGCUUAUCUUUCGCCACCUGCCCCUGCGGGACCGUGCCACUGCCUCCAGGGUCUGCAGAGCCUGGGCUGCUGCUGCUACCUGCAGCGCGGUGUGGCACGACACGAUCAUCAGUUACGACUGUGAGCGAGAAGGUACGCUGCUACCAUAUCUGUCCGCCUGCCUGGACCACGUUCACAAUCUACGGCUGGAAUUUGAGCCGUCGAGGGAGCCGAGCCGCAGGGCGGCCACUGAGUUGCUGACGGCACUGGCGGGUCGUACCCCAGGGCUUCGAAGCCUGCUCCUGAAUUGCCACGGAGAAAAGCCCCUCUUCGACGCAGGCCGCGACAUCCUGGACGCCGUGCACGCCAUCUGUCGGGCCUCCUGCGCGCUGCGUCACCUCGACCUUCGGCGCUUGCCUUUCACACUGGACGACGCACUGGUGCUGCAGGCGUCACGCGGCUGUCCCGAGCUCCGAAGCCUUUUCCUAAACAACUGUACGCUGGUGGGCAGCGUGAGGCCAGACUCCGUGCUAGAGCUACUGAAGGCCUGCCCGCGUCUGCGCGCCCUUGGGCUGCACCUGGCCAGCCUGUCGGGCACCGCCCUCCAGGUGUUAGCGGCUCCAGACCGCGCGCCUUUCGCUCACUUGGCCCUACGGUGCGCGUGCCCCGAGGACGCACGCGCGCCCCCCUUGCCCGAGGAAGCCUGGGCCGCAGUGCGCCGCCGCCACCCAAGACUGGUCGUGGAGCUGGAGCUGGAGCCAGCGCUGCCUGACGAGAGCGUGACGCGGGUCCUGCAGCCUGCCGUGCCAGUGGCUGCGCUGCGCCUCAGUCUCUCUGGGGACACCGUAGGUCCUGUGCGCUUUGCUGCGCGCCACUAUGCCUCAACCUUGCGCGCGCUGGAGGUGCGCGCCGCUGCCUCAGCGGAGUUGGACGCCGCGCUGGAGUUGCUGGCUGUGCGCUGCUCGGACCUGCGCGAAGUACACUGCUUCUGCGUCGUGCGACCCUCCGUGCUGCACGCCUUCCGCGCGCACUGUCCGCGCCUGCGCAGCUACACGCUCAAACUAACCCGGGAGCCACAUCCCUGGCUGCCCACUCCUGUGGCGUGAUGGCG